AUGCUCUUCGAUAAUGACGAUGGAUCGUCUUCAGACGACCAAUCUGCUGAAUACGUAGACAGAAGUGGAACCAGUCAGACAGAACAAGGCGUAUUCAAGACCAAGGUGCUCUCUGAGAAUGAGUCCAAUCUAAGGCAGAAAACAGGAAGGUUGAAUACAAGCCAAAGAGAGUUUGAAACGAUGGCGUCUGCAGAGAGCAUAUAUAAUCAGUGA
Messenger RNA from Enterospora canceri, 213 nucleotides. NCBI's taxonomy places the organism in Eukaryota, Fungi, Microsporidia, Enterocytozoonidae. The record is from the annotation of a GenBank genome assembly.